AUGUCUAGUGGAUCCAUUAGACGGGUCUCACGUGAAGAUAUACAACUGGUGCAAAACCUUAUCGAGCGAUGUCUCCAGCUUUACAUGAACCAGAAGGAAGUGGUAGAUACUUUACUGGAUCAGGCAAAAAUAGAGCCUGGUUUCACAGAACUUGUUUGGCAGAAACUUGAGGAAGAGAAUCGGGAAUUCUUCAGGGCGUAUUAUUUAAGAUUGAUGGUGAAGCACCAAAUAAUGGAAUAUAACAACUUGCUUAAGCAACAGGUGGAAUUGAUGAGUCAGUUACACUCAAGUGGAGUCACUUCAAUAUCUAGUUCCAAUGGAUCUCACAUUUCAUCAAUGCGCCAAAACUCAACAUGCUAUGCACCAGAGCAUGUAGGAACAGCGCUGAAGACAGAAAAUAUACACCACCAAGUUGGUUCUUGCCUACAUAAUGCUUUUACUAAUGGUGGAUCUUCAUUGCACAUCAGUAUGCACAAUGCUGGUAAAAUGUCUGCUCAUACCGGUAGGAUUGAUGUCCAACCAAACAUGCUUUCGAACCAGAUCUCCAACAUAGGUCUGAUGCAUGGAAUGAAUGGGGGAAUUGUCAAAUCAGAAGUUGGAUAUUCAGGCAGUUCGUACAUGUUUAGUGCUGAUGGAAACAUCCUGGAAACCCGGCCCGCUAUUGGAGAUGCUUCUGUUGCAGCAUUCAAUAGCGUAGAGUCCAAUUCACAGUCCCUAAAUGAAUCUCUGCUUGAUGCAGACAGUUCAUCAUUUGGUCUUUUAGGUCAGAUUCCUCGAAUCUUGAGCUUUUCGGAUCUUGCAACUGACUUUUCUCAGAGUUCAGACAUACUGGAGAGCUAUCCUAGAUCACCCUUCUUGGCUACAGAUAAUAACAACUUCCUGGAUUCUCGUGACAGAGAACAUCAAGGGGACAAUAACAGAUUGGACACCGUCUCAGAAGGUGUAAGUUAUGAAGAUUUUGGCAGUGAAUAGUUAUAAAAUUCCAAAUGUAAAAUUUCAACCCUAGGACAGAAGGGCUUGUACAUACACCAUUUAAGAUUUUGUCUGGUGUGUAAAAUUCACUGAUGGUAGUGAGAAUGACAGUUAGGGUGGUUCCUUACAACAAGAGGACAUCAACGCUGGAAACUGUUAUGGAAAUCGUUUUUGUUAUCUUGGAUAUUCUGCUAGCUGCUGCAGGUUUUAUAUUGAGUUGGUUUUUUUGAGGUAUAUUUUAUCUUGGAAACAAAUGUAGUUUGUUUUGAUGACGAUGAUGGUCGUGAUGUGAUAUGUCGCCUAUCGCCCUAAAAAAAGGAGGAAAAGGAAAACCAAUGCUGCAGUUAGAAUUGUUGAUAGUUGAUAAAGAAAUUUGGGUAUUGUGGUUGGUUGAUCUGAUAUGGAAAUGUAGUUUUGUUUUUCUUUUCUUGGUCUGGAAAGAAAUGUAGUCUUUUUUUCCGUCAGACGGAAGAAAUGUAGUCGAAUAUAAAUCAGUGUUUCGGAAGUGGGCACAUAAAUGAGGGAUGGGCAAACGGGUCCUGAACCUGUGGGUCAGGGUGGGUACAUACGGUUCGGGAUUUGAAGUUUUUAUGUAUUGUGUAAAUUUGCAGACAUGGUGAAAUUUUAAGUGUUUUUAACUCAAAAAUGUCGUGGUUGCACUUACAAAUUGCUUGUGAAUAAAUUAAUUUCGUUGUGGUUUUUAA
Molecule: messenger RNA, 1676 nt
Organism: Malus domestica (apple)
Lineage: Eukaryota; Viridiplantae; Streptophyta; Magnoliopsida; Rosales; Rosaceae
Source: RefSeq, a predicted model, not a curated record